This is a messenger RNA of Neltuma alba, 1123 nucleotides long. Its product is annotated as plasmodesmata-located protein 7-like. Bases 138 to 1013 code for a protein of 291 amino acids. Lineage: Eukaryota; Viridiplantae; Streptophyta; Magnoliopsida; Fabales; Fabaceae. Gene Ontology annotation, cellular component: plasmodesma. The transcript is spliced from 3 exons. The record is from RefSeq and is a predicted model, not a curated record.
CACCUUGCAAUAUUUCUCCAUGAAAUCUGCCUCCAACCUCACCAAGACAUUAGUCUCUCUCUCAUAUUCUCCUCCUUUUACUUAGUUCCCAUCCGCCUUUCUUUACCCAACAUAAACACACACUGAAAAAAACACACAUGUACGUAUUAAUGGCCCAAACAAGCACUUUCUUCUCACCCUUUUCCAUCUUCUUCCUCGUUAUUACCGUUAUUGUCUGCUUCUUACCUAACUCUUCAGUCUCAGCCUCCACGGACUCCUUCCUCUACGGUGGGUGUACCCAGCAGCAGUUCACUCCCAACUCCGCCUACGAGUCGAACCUUGACUCGCUACUCACCUCCCUCGUCAACUCGGCCACUUACUCCGCCUAUAACAACUUCACCAUCAUCGGCUCUAGCGCCCCGGACGUCGUCUACGGCCUCUACCAAUGCCGCGGCGACCUCUCCAUGCCCGACUGCGCCUCCUGCGUCGCCCGUGCAGUCACUCGUGCCGGCGUUCUCUGCGAGCAGCGUUGCGGCGGGGCCGUUCAGCUCGAGGGCUGCUACGUCAAGUACGACAACGUCACGUUCUUAGGCGUGGAGGACAAGACGGUGGUGCUGAAGAAAUGCGGGCCCUCCGUCGGGUACAACUCGGACGCCAUGUCGAGCAGGGACGCGGUCCUCACGGGUCUGGCGGGUUCGAGCGGUCCGUUCCGGCUGGGGGGAUCGGGUAAGGUCCGUGGCAUGGCCCAGUGUACGGGGGAUCUGAGCUCCGGGGAGUGUCAGGAUUGCCUUGGAGAGGCGAUCGGACGGCUGAGAAGCGAUUGUGGGACAGCGGAUUACGGGGACAUGUUCUUCGCCAAGUGCUACGCGAGAUACUCCACCGGUGGGUCCCACGGGUACUCCAAGGCCCAUGAGAAAUCGAAUGAAGAAGGAGAGAAGACAUUUGCAAUAAUCAUAGGAUUAUUAGCAGGAGUGGCCAUUCUUAUUAUCUUCCUCGCUUUCUUGAGGAAGCUCUGUGAAGAUCGUGGUAAGUAAGAAUAAAGAAACAAUCAAAGAUUGUUGAAGUGCCCAACUAUCAGCCUCUGUCCUCCAUUAGAGCUUGCUUUUGGUGGCUCCUUUUCUUUUUUUAAAUUACCUUUGUCAAU